Phyllopteryx taeniolatus (common seadragon) is the source of this 4106-nucleotide messenger RNA. It is a transcript of the gene laynb, whose product is annotated as layilin b. The transcript has 7 exons. Bases 173 to 1276 code for a protein of 367 amino acids. Lineage: Eukaryota; Metazoa; Chordata; Actinopteri; Syngnathiformes; Syngnathidae. Gene Ontology annotation, molecular function: hyaluronic acid binding. The record is from RefSeq and is a predicted model, not a curated record.
CCUCAGUCGGACGCCAUAUGAACGACCCACUUUUCCGUCCAGCGCUCACAUCACACAUCUCAGUACGAGUCUUGGUUCGCCCCAGUGCGUGUUUGUCACGGGUUCGCUCCGAAAACGUUUUCGGUUGCUUACGCACUGCGGCGCAGCAGCACACCGACGUGAACAUGUCGAGAUGGAUUUUAUGAGGCUGUUCGGCACCCUGAUCGCCUUCCUCUUCCACAAUGGGUGCGCUUCUAAAAUCAAUGGCCAAAGGAUUUGUCGGCGAGGAACGGAGCGCCCGUGCUACAAGGUGUCCUACAUUCAGGACAGCAGGCGGAGGCUGACUUUUCAAGAUGCCAGGCAGGCCUGCAGGGUGGAUGGAGGAGACCUGCUCAGCAUCGAAACGGAGAGUGAGCAGCGGCUGAUCGAAAGGUUCAUACAGCAGCUCCACGCAGCUGAUGGAGAUUUCUGGAUUGGACUUCGCCGCAGCCCUCAGCGCUUUAGGACUGGGAGUGCCAACCCGGGAUGCCCCUCCCAGUACUUCUGGCUGGACGGGAGCAAAGCCAAGUUCAGGAACUGGCACUGGGAUGAGCCUUCCUGCGGCGGUGAAAUGUGUGUAGUUCUUUACUACCAGCCCUCUGCACCACCUGAUGAAGAAGGACAUUUCCUGUUCCAGUGGAAUGACGACAACUGCAACACCAAGAACAACUAUGUCUGCAAAUAUCCUAAAGAAAAAACACCAGUAUUUACAGAAGCAGGGAACGCCGCACAUGCAGUUCCAACUUUGGUGCCAAAUAUAUUCUUUACAACAUCAAGCGGUGAGACGAUUAAAGUGGGAAUGCCUGAGUCAUCAGUGUCCUUCUCUGACAACACCCUGUAUGUUCCCUACAUCCUGUAUGGAACCAUUCCUGCUCUACUGCUGCUGUUGCUUGCAGUUUCUGGCUUCUUUUGCUACAAACAAGCAAAGCGGAGGAAGUCAGAGACCAAAAGCUCCACCGGCCAACCAAAGCCCUGGAUGCCCACAGAAGCGUCAUCUUGCCCCAUUCAAGGACCCUAUGCCUUCAGUGACAUCACCAAACUUUCUCACCUUGCUCCAGACAGCACCCUGCCAGCAGACUUCAAAACAAAGCACCCCUAUGCUUCUACCAAGGACCCCCAGUGGAAUGAUUAUGAGAAUGUAUUAUUGGCGGACAGGGAGAGUGGCUUUGUGACUAAUGACAUCUACGAGACCAGUGUAGCUCAGAGUCGACACUGUCGCCCUCAGCCAGGUUGGGUUGAAAAUGAGAUAUAUGGGUAGCAUAGUUCAAUACUAUGUGACCUACCUGGUGCCAACUAAGGAAUAUUAUCCGGCCGAACUGAGGGAUGCAGUGUUCUUUAUCCUGAUUACGUCUUAUAUACCACAUGCCUGGUGCAGGAUACCUGAACAUGUGGCUGUGACUGGAAAGUAUACCCACUUUGUGCAUCUACAUCCAGGUCCUACAGUGGAACUAAUAGGACUUUGGACUCACUUUAAUGUCGUACUUAAGAUACAUUAUAUGGGCAUAAGUAUUGGAAUACUCCUAUGGAUCAAAUAAUUAAUCAAUCAGGGAAGGUGCUAGCUCCUUAAGUUCAUCUGGCACUUUUCCGACUUUAGAGGUUGGAUCAGAGCCGGAAUCGAGACAGGAUGUCGUCACUCAUUUAAUUACACUAUAUUCCCAAAAGUAUUCGUUCACCUCCCUUGACUCACAGUUGAUCUGAAGUGACAUCCCCUUCAUAAUCAAUAGGGUUUAAUAUGACAUUGGUCCACCUUUUACAGCCGUAACAGCUUUAACUCUUCUGAAAAAGGCUUUCCCAAAGGUUCAGGAGUGUGUGUAGGGAAUCUUUGACCAUUCUUCCAGAAGCGCAUUUGUGAGGUCACACGGUGAUGUUGGACAAGAAGUCCUGGCUCUCAGUCUGCACUCUAAUUCAUCCCAAAGGUGUUUUAUCAGGUUGAGGUCAGGACUCUGUGCAGGCCAGUCAAGUUUAUCCACACCACACUCUCUUAUACAUGUCUUUAUGGACCUUGCUUUGUGCAUAGGUGCACAGUCAUGUUGGAACAGGAAGGGGCCUUCCCCCAACUGUUCCCACAAAGUUGGGAGCAAUGAAUUGUCCAAAAGCUCUUGGUAUGCGGAAUCCUUCAGAGUUCCUAUCACUGGAACAAAGGAGCCAAUAUUUUAGACAAUUUCAUGCUCCCAACUUUGUGGGAACAGUUCUCUUUCUAAUAUGGCUGUGCACAAAGCAAGGUCUGUAAAGACAUGGAUGAGAGAGUUUGGUGUGGAUGAACUAACUUGCCUUCUCAUCCAACAUCAAUGUGUGACCUCACACUGGAAGAAUGGUAAAAAAUUCCCAUAAACACACUCCUAAACCUCGUGGACAGCCUUCCCAGAAGAGUUGAAGCUGUUAUAGCUGCAAAGGGUGGACUGGCGUCAUAUUGAACCCUAUGGUUUAGGAAUGUGAUGUCACUUAAGUUCAUAUGUGAGUCAAGGCAGGUGAGCGAAUACUUUUGGCAACAUAGUGUAUCUGAUACUGUCUAUUUCAAAUGUUCGAUUUGCUGGAUCUCUGUCUAAUCCAUUCAGGUAGAACCAUGUUCUUCACUUUGCAAUUCCAGUUGGUGUAACAGCCAAUUCUUUUGUUCCUAUAAUGUAUUAAUUCCAAUUCAUUACAACUAAUGAGGACACACCUUGAAAAUGUAAUGUUUGUAUAAUUUUGUGCAUACUUUUCUGCUAAUAUGUUAACUAGUGGCGGCACGGUGGCCGACUGGUUAGAGCAUCAGCCUCACAGUUCUGAGGACCCGGGUUCAAUCCCCGGCCCCGCCUGUGUGGAGUUUGCAUGUUCUCCCCGUGCCUGCGUGGGUUUUCUCCGGGCACUCCGGUUUCCUCCCACAUCCCAAAAACAUGCAUGAAUUGGAGACUCUAAAUUGCCCGUAGGCAUGACUGUGAGUGUGAAUGGUUGUUUGUUCCUAUGUGCCUGCAAUUGGCUGGCAACCAGUUCAGGGUGUACCCCGCCUCCUGCCCGUUGACAGCUGAGAUAGGCUCCAGCACGCCCGCGACCCUAGUGAGGAGAAGCGGCUCAGAAAAUGGAUGGAUGGAUGUUAACUAGUUCACACAGCGUAAUAUCUGCUAAAGCUGACAAAAACAAGAUUAACAAUUCUUUUUCUUCUCUACCCCUUUAUUUUGCAAGUCUCUGGCAUUUUGUUGUUGUUGUCAUUGUGUAGGAACAGUGAAAUACAAUUAGGUGAUAGCAUACGCUUCAGUCAUCUGGGGCCCUCAGAAUUGUGGCCACACGGACUGACUUAAAAUACAGUGGUGCCUUGAUUUAUGAGUUUAAUUUGUUCCAUGACCACACUCAUAACUUAAUCAUUCUUAUCUCAAAUCAACUUUCCCCAUUGAAAUUAAUGGAAAUGCUAAUAAUUUGUUGCAGGUUUCUCCAAAAAUAAAGCAAAAUUGCAAUUUAUUUUAAAAUGUAAAUAUAAAGAUGAGAAUGCAAACAAAUGAAUUGGUUUUAUUUUUUUAUUUUUGUUCGGUGGUGGUCGAAGGGGCUGUAGGUGUAGAAUGGCAGCCACGCUUCUGUCAGACUGCCCUAGGGAAGCUGUGGUUACACAAGUAGUUUACCACUGCCAGGGUGUGACUGAGGAGUGAGUGAAUGCAUGAAAUUGUAAAGCGUCUUUGAGGCGCUAGAAAAGCGCUACAUGACUGUAAUGCAUUGUUGUUAUUAUUAUUAAGUGUAAUGAAACUGAAAGUCACAUACAGUACACACAAACUAGUAAAAACGAGUGUUGUGCCCAGUGACAGCUCGUAUCUAAAAAAAAAAAAAAAACUGACAGAAAUUUAUAUCCAUACAACUAUUUCUUUGUCUUUGGGCGCCCUGCCAGCCAGCCAGGUGCCCCCCAAAUUGUUCAGGACCCUGGGAUGGUUGUCCACCAUCCGCCCCCCACCCGCCCACCGAGUUUGACACCAAUGCGCUUGGAUGUCAGGAUGCAUAGUUUGUGAACCCAAGCAAAUAAGGAAUAUUUGUCAGAAAAAAACAUGUUUGUAAACUGAUUUGUUUGUGAAGUGAGGUUCCACCUUAUUUGCAAAUAUUUUUUUUUCCAUGUCACUGGAUUUGUGGAG